This is a messenger RNA of Betta splendens (Siamese fighting fish), 1061 nucleotides long. Its product is annotated as actin-related protein 2/3 complex subunit 5-like. Gene Ontology annotation, molecular function: actin filament binding. The coding region runs from base 151 to 603 and encodes 150 amino acids. Gene Ontology annotation, biological process: Arp2/3 complex-mediated actin nucleation; cell migration; regulation of actin filament polymerization. The record is from RefSeq and is a predicted model, not a curated record. NCBI's taxonomy places the organism in Eukaryota, Metazoa, Chordata, Actinopteri, Anabantiformes, Osphronemidae. Gene Ontology annotation, cellular component: actin cytoskeleton; cytoplasm; Arp2/3 protein complex. The transcript is spliced from 4 exons.
UACCGUCAACAAAAAGCAGAAGAAGUAGAAGACGAGGAAGCGGAAGUUGGGGCGCGAUAGGACUCAGUAGAACCCGGAGCAGCUCAGCUGGACGUAUCUGCUGUUCUGUAAGACGCUUCUUUCUCAAUAGUCCGUGCUACUGUGUCUAAAAUGUCAAAGAACACCGCGUCUGACCGGUUUAGGAGAGUAGACGUAGAUGAAUACGAUGAGAACAAGUUUGUGGACGAGGAGGACGGAGGAGAGAACCAAGGCGGUCCGGACGAGGCAGAAGUGGACUCUCUGCUCAGACAGGGGAACAUGAACGGAGCUCUGCUUGCUGUGCUGAGGAACCCUCCAGUCAACACCAAGAACCAAAAUGCCAAGGAACGGGCAGAGCUGCUGGUGGUGAAAGUACUGAGCAGCUUUAAGAGCAGCGACAUAGAGAAAGCUGUAAACUCGCUGGAUAAAGCAGGAGUGGACCUGCUGAUGAAGUACAUCUACAGAGGCUUCGAGAAACCCUCAGACAACAGCAGCGCUCUACUGCUGCAGUGGCAUGAGAAGGCUCUGGCAGUGGGUGGAGUGGGCUCCAUCGUCAGAGUGCUGACCGCCAGGAAGACCGUGUGAUCAGCUGAGAGCCUGCAGACACGUCUCUGCUCGGAUGAAUCCAGAUCAGCCUUUUCCUUGUUUCUAUUUUUGGACAUCCUCAUUUAUUUUUGUACUGGAUCGGAGUGUCUUCCUGUCUUACUGUUGUCAGUCUCACCUCUCCUCUGGCCUGUAGAAGUGCUGGCAGUCAGGCGGAGGUGCUGGCACCUCUGACGGUCUGUGCUUGCCCAACGCAUCAGAUGCUCCACGGCAGAUCUGUGCUCCUUUCACACUGCUUCACAGCUGCUCUGCUGGCUCACUUCAACUUCUCCUCUACUUCCUCCAUGCGGCAUCUGUCAUUCUGUUCAUUCCUUUGCCCAGUGCAUGCUGGGAUUGGACUUCUGAACAUGUACAUGGACUUUAUUUUCUACUUACACAAGUUACAUAUUGCUAUAAUUUCUUUUUUAUAUAUGAAAUAAAUAAGAAAAAUAACAGACUGA